Pocillopora meandrina is the source of this 29629-nucleotide messenger RNA. NCBI's taxonomy places the organism in Eukaryota, Metazoa, Cnidaria, Anthozoa, Scleractinia, Pocilloporidae. The record is from the annotation of a GenBank genome assembly.
UGUGCUUGUUCAAGUGAUCGAGAGUACAGCGAAGAUUUUUACCUUUACAAGAUCAAGUUCAGGUUUGGCAUAGUUUCAAAUGUUUUAUUUCCUUUUGGGUUCAAUCGUUUUUCGCUUGAGUUGUUGUAACGCGCAUUCAUACCUUUCGCUAUUUCAGUGGCGGGUUUCCUCGCGUGUCAUAUUUGCUUUUGACUGAAAUUGUAUCGUCUUAAAACAGAAGAUUAUGCCCUCUGUGGCAAAGAUGGCCCUGAGCUCUCCUUUUUGUUUUCUCACUUUUGAAGUUGUUGAGUUACUCAUGACAAGUAUUUCGCACAAAGGAUCUCUAAAGUAUCGCAAAUUUUUGCCAAAGUUUGUCCCGUAUUAAAAAAUCCCUCAGUGCUGAUUCAAAGGUUUGUCACAGAUUCAUGAAAUUCUUUAGUACAACCUUCCGGGAAAAUAUCAGAUGUGGUCGAACCGCGUAGUGAAAAUUGAAAGUAAAACUAUUUCGUCAGCAUAAACAUUAAGUAAAUAUUUUAAAAGAAUGUGUUGAAUUGACAAAAAUCGCUGAGCGGAACUCACUACUGCGUCAUCAAAUCUAACACAUUUCGAAUGGGAAUUUCCAAGGGUUUUUCUCUUUCCUGUGUAAAACUGAUUUCUGUCAAACUUGAAGCUCAGACGGUAAGCUCUCUUUCAGAAUUAAGUUUAUCAUGAUAGUGUGCUCCACUUUUCGCGUUUGGUGAUUUCAUUUCCGUUUUGUUAUACGGAAUGAUAUUCUGCCGAAGAGGCGGUUUUAGUUCAAAACCAAGACGUCCCGGAAAAUGUUGAACAACUUUAAAUGUAUUAGCCCAUUAGGUUGAAUUAAGAACUUUGUAAUUGUUCAUGAGUGAAAAAGGAAUAUUCUAGCGAGGGCUGAUGUAAAGGCAUCUUUCAUUUACCUGUCGAAAGGUUUCUCAAACUGUAGCUGAAGAAGAUGGCGUAUAAAAUUUUCAGUUCGGUCAUCAAAUGAUAAAAGAUUACAUCCAUUUUCCAAUGAUAUGGUAUUAAGAAAAAAUCUUACUUAUCCACCAGAAUUCGGGCCUUAAACGUUUAGAUUUCGCGGUGCGAUGUUCCAGAAGAGAAAGCUUCUAUACAGAGCCAUACCGUCUUUGUUUACAUAUAAAAUUGGAAUCUUAACGGUUCGGGCGAAAUCUAUACAUCGUUUGGACAGUUUUUCCGAUAUGAAUGGUGAAAUAGAUAAAAACCAUUAAUCCUGUCAAAAUUAGUAGUUAAAGCUUUAUUGUUUUAAGAAUAUAAUUGUUAUAGAAUUUGCUGGCAGAGGGCUCGUAGAUUGGCGAUUAAACCGAUUUUCAUUAAUCUGUGAUUUUGACGCGAAAAACAAGAAGAAAAAAAAGCCCCGUGAACACAUAUUGUAUUACUGUCUGUUCUACAGUCUGACGAGGGAUUAAGAGAAAUCAUUACUUGAGAAAUAUUCUGGAUUUUUCCAAAAUACAUGUCCAGUCAAAACUUGUUCCUUUAUUUAGUUGUUUACAAUAGGAAAUCGAAUCUUUCUUUCAUUUGAGUUUUGCACGCCGUAGGUUAAUUCGGCUUGUCUUCAACUUAUCUGUGGAAACUUUCUCUUUUCUUUAGUGAUUUCAGGUUAAUUUUCUAACAAAGAGAUGCAGCCAAUAAAAGAAAGGCAAAUAAAGCCUCAUCAGUGCAAACAUUGUCCGAAGUCUUUCAAGAGUUCUAACGGUUUGAAGUAUCAUUUGGAAAAGGUACACUUUGACGAAGAGAACAAGAUGGAAGAAGGGAAAAGCUUCUUUUCAAUGGAAGGUAUGAUAGGCAGAUUAUGUAUUUCUAGCUUGUUCAUAAAUGCUAUCGUUUUGUUCAAGAAUGAAAGGGGAAUUUUUCACGAGUAGAAAUUCUCUAGAUAAUUUUCUAAACAAGCCUGUUCUUAGUCCAGACAGCUUCAGAUAAAUGUUUUGAAUGGAAACAUGGUGUAAUCCGUUCUAAAUUUGUAGCUGCAUUUUUAAACCAUGAGAGUAUAUGAUUGAUAAAAGCGAACCUUUUCAGUGAUGAAUUAUUGAACUAAAGUACGAUCGUCAUUUCAGGGAAGAUUUCAUCCGUCUUUUGUUUUUUUUCCGCGUCAUUUCACAUUUGUUGAACAGAAAGCUUGUUAAACCGCCCUUAAAUGCUUUUUAACACGUCUAUCAUUGUUGUCAAUAAAAAUUACCGAUAUAUCUUUGAUGUUGAAUAAAUUGUCCGUAAACUGUGGUAAAUUACAGCCGAUAAAAAUCGUUCUUUUCUUCCGUGAUCGUUUAGUAAAUUUAUCAGAGAAGUAUGUUUCCUGAAUUACAAAUAAAAUUUUGAGUCAUCCUCAGGAUAUUUUAAGUGGAGUAGGAAUCCGUUUCCUGUCUACGUAAAAAUGAAAGUGGAGGAUAAAAAUUGUUCAAGUACGCUCACGAAAAAAAAAAUCAUAAUUUAAUGAGAUUCAACGGAUUUUGUUUCACGUGUCAACAAAGAUAUUCUUUCCUAACCAUCUCUCGCAGGUGUACUUGGCUAAUGAUGUUUAAGAAAAACUGAUCUUUCUUAAAAAAAAAAGCCUCCAAACGGUAAAACUCAGAAAAGUAUGAGCCAAACAAGCGAAGGAAAUGACUGAGAGUCUCGUUGAAAAAAAAAAAACUGUCAAAUCUUGAAGUCAAUCACAAGACAUAAUUGUGCGACAAGUCUGUCUGAUCGAGAAAGAUUAUAUGAUUUUCCCGUCCAGUGUGUAGAAGUGUGUGAAGUUUUAAUAGUUUCUAAAAUCGGAAAAUUUUCUUAAAUGGGAUGCCUCAUAGAGGACUUUUAAGUAGAAUGAGAGGACAGAAUCCUUCAUGUCCUUAUCUUAACAAGUAUUGAUCUGAUACACAGACAGAUUAAUCCUUAAUAUCUAAACUAGCUUUCACACGUCACUUCCCUUUACGAAAGGAUGAACACAACAGCUUGGCACUCGCAGUUUCGAUGUGUACCCUGAAAAAAAAAUUGAGUUUAACCUUUGUUUUGAUUUCACCAAAAUCAGCUGAUUCUAACAGGUUUCCGGCCACGAGAUAUUACACAUGAUGGCAAAUGGUAGUAAAAAUUCUGAAAAUAGAGUUUGUAACGCGGGGAAUCACACACGUGAUUAUGGUGGAUGAGAGAUCAUUUAACAAGAUUAGUCCUUAAUAACUGAACUAGCUUUGACGCGUUACAACCCUUUACGAAAGGAUGAACACGAAAGCUCCGCGCACGCUGUUUCGAUGCUUACCCUGAGAAAAAUAUUGAAUUUAACCUAUGUUUUGAUUUUACCAAAAUCAGCUGGUUCUAACAGGUUUCCGGCCACGAGAUAUUACACAUGAUGGCAAAACCGAAUGAAAUGGCUAUCUCGUCGGUUCCGGUUCUUAAACCGGGCAUGACUCAUCUGAAAGCACGUGAUUAUGGCGGACAAGAAAUUUCACUAAAAGACACCUGCUAUAACGCUGUGGAAAGAAUCUUCUUUCGACUUAACUUUUAGCCUGAUGCCUGCGCCGAUUUCAGCGUUAAGUCCUGCGUAGAAUAAAUUCAAUCUUUUAAUACAAUUGGAAAAGCCCAGGUAACCUUUAAUCAAAAAUCAAAAAGGCCGAGGACUUUACACUUUUAAAACAAGUUUCGCAGCCAGCAAUCUUCAAACGUGUUCCGGCCCUGCAUGUCCGCUUAAAGUAGUGUAAAUUUCUGCUUGAACAAACAAUCAAGCGUAGAUGUCUGUAUUUUAAUCUGAAGCAUGCCAUUGCAUGUAAAUGAAAGAAAAAUAUUUUGCAAACUUUAAAUAAAUAGAGUAUUCAAAAUUUUGUGCUCUGACGAAUGUGACACUCUCGCAAGCGAUUUAAAUAGAGGUGGAGAUUGUGUUGCAACUUUUACUGCCGAAGAAAUUUAUCAUUUUGUCGCGAGUAUAGUUGUUUAAAAAUCUAUUUUCGGUGGAAUAAAAGGAUCUUGGCCCACUCUCAUCAUUCAAAAUCGCCUUUUCAUUGAUGAGUUAAAAGCGUGCGGAUGUUAUUAGGCAAGGUAUGGGAAAAGGCUAUCACAGGAUCUUAGCAAAAUUCAGGACGUAUUUCGCAUACAAACCUAGAGUUUGAUCCUUGGCUCGCGGGCAAGUUCUUUUUAGCUCGGUAGAGCUGAAAAAUCACACCCUUCUCGCGAAAAUUAUUUAAUAUAGAAUCAGUUAAGUUUUUAGAAGUUUACGACUCACGAUAAUGUGAUAAAAGCGUCUGUAAGCUGCGUCACAAGCAUUCUUCGAAACAAUUUCAUGCUUUACAUACAUUUUUUUUCCAGUUUUGAUGUUGUUAAAACUACUAGAGAGUAUUUUUUACUCACUUACUUUACCUUUCAUUAAACAAAAUUGCUUUCUAAAUGAAUUCAGCAAGUGAAUUCAGCAUUUUUAGACCAGUCCUCAAAACAAGAAUGAAAUGUUUAUACAAUCAGUUUUUUUUUUUUACCCGUCAGCCUGUUGUAUUUAGAUAUUUCGUAAUCAUGAACUUAUGUGCGCAACUGCUGUGAUCCUUAUGACGUUUUUGUCUCGCAAGCCGUUGGAUACUACUUGUUGAAGAAAAUGUCGAGUCUGAACUCAGCCACCAUGUUAUUGUGAAACCAAUCAAAUACGUUAAAUUUCGUAACCGAAAUCUUUCAGUGGCAUUAAACCUUUUUUUUCCUUCAUCAUUCAGAAAACUCUUCACAAAUGCUUGCAAAGCCUCGCACCAUUCCCCCUGCCCUAAAUCUGCGCGCAGAGGAAGUAACUUUGCUGACGGAGUUUGCCCUGAUUGCUACCAGUCCACAAAGUCCACUGGUGAGAGAAGUAUGCGGGGAGAACUCUUACGUCAGGCGCCGUGAAGAUGACAGUCCACCACCUCAGCUUAUGGUAUGUAGAUGGAAUACUGGGUGGAGAGGAGAUAGUUUUCCUUUAACUGCACCUUUUACGAGUGUAACGUGCAAUAGCUUUCAUCUUUCUUGCUUUGGAUGGAAAAAUGAACGCUAUGCAGCGCAAAUUCAGAAAUACCAUACAUAACAUUAAAAUUAGGAGAUUUAGGAACCAUUCAGGAGGGGUUUGGUUGUAUCCCAAUAAAAUUUACCUGAUCCCCUGAUAAGAGGGCUCUGUAAUAUUCUAGUGAUCGUCUUUCUCACCCCCCCGCUUUCCCCCCCCCACAUUGGUAAUUAAAACUAUUCAGCCCUUUAAACUUUUUUAGAAACAAAUAGUCCCCAUUUGUUCUCCCUAACCCCUGAACCCCAUGUGAUCCCUCCAAAAUCCUCGAGUCCUCCCCCCCAAACUGGGAGGGGGAGGGGAAAUAUUUUGAAAGAUAAUUUGGUUUUAUCAACCGAGAUGAUAAUGCAGAUUGGCCGCUGGAAAGAGUUUCUUAAGCUGAUUUUUCGAGCGUUAGCCCCUCGUCAGAGCGAGUUUUGAACGUCUUCUCCGCCAGGGACCUAGAAAUCUAUUAAUUUGCCUUUUGCAUUUUCACUUCUCUUCCUACCUCCAUUGCUUGCCGAAAAACCGCCAAUGUAAGCGGUCUAGACGGCUUCUGCGUCCGGCAACAAAGACCGCACGGUAUAUAAGGAAAUAAAAACUGACUGCCCAUAGAAAUAUAAAUAGCUAAUGAUAUUAUCUUCGCGUUUCCGUUUGCGUAAAUAAGUCGGUAAAUCAAUAUAUUUUAAAUUGCAUGAUAUUUCGAUGUUGGCUUGAGAUGAAAAAGUGUUAUUUCCAAAUAAAGAAGUUUCUAGAUCACAGCGCCUUCCGGAAUAAAUUUCUUUGAACUGAAAGGAAAUUCCGCUUUAAUUGCACGUAGGGGCUAAAAAUAUUCAACUGUAUUCAUUUUUUCCGGGAAUCUGUUGAUAUGCCUGAGGCAUGGGAAAUGCGUGGUUUUCAGGAAAAGGUUGAAGCCAUUUGGCGAAAUGUGAUUAAGUGUAAGGGUCGGUUGAUCGUUUAUGAUAUGAGUUGUGAGAGAGUUUUCAAAUCUACCAGAAUAUCAAAGAAAUAUGUAAUUAGAAAGUUUAAAAAUCUUUAUCAUGAUUUUCUUAUCAACAAAUUCUAAAAACACCAUAAUACAUAUACAGAAUAUCACGACUAAGGACAGUAUAUUUCUAUUUUUAGAAUUUUUCAUUGGAGACGUUUCUUCUUUGAGGCAUUUAAUAUUGUUCAAAACUUGUUUCUUUUUUUUUGUCAAUUCAACUUAUAGCGAUUUUCGGUAGUCUUUGGAAAAUAUUUACAACAGCGCAAGCACAAACGUUCAAACAAACGUUGGAAAACUUUUGCGUGGUAUAGACAGUUGAUAGUAUCUUUCAGUGGCUUAAGUGUACGCAAACUUUAUAUCUAUUAUCUGUUCUCCUUUUUAGGAUCUUCAGUCCACUGGUAAUUGGCGAUGUGUUUCAAAAACCACUUCAGAAAAUCUAUCACAAACAGAAUUGCUAAACACUACACCAGCUGCCAAGCGGCAAUAUUUUAUGGCGGGAACCAAAUUGAGUUUCCCGGAUGAAGAUGGCUGGACAUGGCGAACGGUCGACGAUCUCGAUAUGGAUGAAAUAUCCGCUGACAUGUUUCGGGAUGGACUUCGAGUCAUGGACUACCAGAGGAUUGAAGCGAAAUUUGAUAACAAUACCACGGUAUGUUAAGAGUUUGGUUUGUUAAGAUUGAAUUAUUUCCCCCUAAUUAAUUUGUUUAGGGUACAAUUUAUUAAAACGAAGAGGAAGUAUGGCCUCUUGUAAGCCUCUUCUUCUUUAACCUGCUGACCGAUUUAUUGACGGUUUCAAAGUAAUUGUUAAACAGACUGACUAAGUAACUGACAGACCGACUUAUAGAUUGACUUAUUGCUGCAUAAGUAACGAACAGGUAAAUAAAAUUGUUGACAAACUGAAUCGCUUGAUGGUUUACUCAGUGACUCAGUUACUAACUCACUGACCGACCGAACGAUCAACUGAAAGAUUGGUUGACUCACCAACUGACUGACUGACAUUUCGCUGAUUGUUCGCCCAUAAGCCAAUUCUACAAAUGCCUCGACUAAAAAUGUUUAGUUUACCGACCCUUAAACCCUCCUUUAUUCCUUACUAGGAUGAAUUCAUCGUAACUUUCAAAUCAUGCAGUAAUGAAGAAACAAAUUUUCAAGCAGAAAUCACCGCUGAUCAUCCGUUCCUCGUCAAGGGUGCAGACACAACAGGUUGGGCGUCGUUUGACCCAGCAGCGACCGAAUCGCAUUAUGGGAUAAGUUGCCAGCCAUUGCGACGUAAUGUCUGUGUAUUGCCAUAUGACUCAGAAGUUGUGGGAUUGACUUUGAACGGAAAGCAAUUGGAUGGAAAGGAGAAAACGUACGUCAAAUAAGAGCAUUCUCUCUCAUACACCGUAUUUUUAGUUUCUUAUCAAUAAUUUUUUUCCUAUUUUAGGUCAGAAUUUACUGCCAUGGAUUCCACAGCCGCUCUUACACUCAGUAGUAUGGCCAAGGUAUGUGCAAGGAGAUAAACAAUAAACUGUCGUGUGCCACAGGUCUUCCAGAAGCCUGGAACGAGUCAGGAAACCUACGAAGUUUAUGAGAAAUGUCAAAAUAGCCUUAUAUAGAGAAGAUAGAAUUGUAUGAUAAAGUUUAAUCUUGGUUGUAAAAUUACGAAUAAUCUUUUUUCAUAUAACAGGAUAAAGAGGAACACAGUCACCGAAGAACCAAACUUUUCUCAGGGUCCCAUAGUCCACCCAGCCCGGUUAAAAGAAACAAUACGCAUCAGUUUAACAAAAGACCAAUGAACGCCUUCAUGUUAUUUGCUAAACGCUUUCGAUUGGAAAUAACUCAGGCUCAUCCAGGCAAAGACAAUAGGUAAGCAUGUAUUUUUCACGAUCGUGGUUGAGGUGGGGAGGGAGGGGGAGGAAGGGUAGAUAAGCAGAAUUUUUUUUUAUCAAGAGGGGGGAGAGGGUUAAACACCGACGUUUCAUUGCGAAUAAGAACAUAUUUCAAUUUUUCAUUUUUCAAAAGAACUGAAAGAUCUUCAGAGCAGAAGGGUUGAGUAAACGUACCUCCUUGAACCAUCCCCUAAGAAAUUUCUUGCAUGGCUUUAUAAAAAAAUUCAGCAAAUCCAGUAGGUGUCGAUCUGGUCACUUCUUUUGUUAGAAUUUUGUUGCCUAUGUGAGGACGAAAAUAAAGUAUUCUAUCUAUUUGAAAGGUAUUUAAACACACUGUCUCGGUGAUGUUAAUCUAUACGUAAUUAUGUAAUUAGUAAAGUACUGUGAUUUAGUAUUCUCUCAUUAGACCAUUUUAGCUUUUGAAGACUGGCCCUAGAUUUUAUUUUAAGAAUGACCAAAACCGACAAAGAUGACGAUGUUUUAACGCCUCAUCAUCGCUUUUUUUAGGGCAAUAAGUGUGAUUCUUGGUGACAAAUGGAAGGCCAUGAAGCAAGAGGAUAGGAAAGAGUAUGUGCUCCAAGCAAAACUGUUAGCGGAUGAACACAAACGAGUGAAUCCAGACUGUUGGAAGAGAAAGAGAACCUCUGAGGUCAGUUUAUAACUCUUCUUUCUCCUCACAUUUCUAAUCUAACAUCUAGAUCUCGAGCUCGAGAUUUCUCUCGCGUGAUAGCUGAUGAGAGCGAAACUCGAAUCAACUAACACGCAUAGAAAUCAAGAGCGAAUAACGCAAUUGUUUUAGCAUAAAUUUUCUAGUCUUUUAAAACUUUACAACAAGAAAAGCUCACGGCUUUGUUCAGGCCACUCACUUCUCGCUGUUUAUCACGGAAUAGCGACGAUUAUCGUAGCCAUUCGGAUUGCAGCAUUUAUGAUAGAAUGCCAGGAAAUUUAUGUUGAAAAUACGUAUCGGCUAAGGCUAUAGUUGGGAGAAAACACAUCGCUAUCAGCCCAAUUCUUAUGGUGUCUCAAGCGAUAUACUGGGUUCUUUUAUCUGUCGUGAUCUUGAGGGACAUGAAUUCAGGGAAUUGGAAAAAUUAGUUGAAAUAAAAGUGAUGAGGUAAUUUUAGAAAUACAACUUUUAGCUUUUAGAGGUUGUAGGCCACGUUAGGCGAGAUGCUGUUACUGAUAACCGAAGAUUUCUUGAGAAUCUCAACACGAGCUCUCGUUAAACAGCGGUCAUUUGAGCCUCGUAGGCGCGAGGAAGAAAAUUAGACAACUGAAGAGAGAGACACGCAACACAAAUUCUACCAUGUUUAUUUUCUCAACAAAAAAAAAAAUUCACAAGUCCACUUUCUUUGGUUACAUCGUGCGAAGUUUCUUUAAACUAACUUCCACUUUAAUUCCUUGGCAGGGUUCCUCCAAGAUAAGCUACAGAAGACCAUGAAAGUGUGCUGCAGUAGUAGAUACCCAGAUACCUAAUAUAUUUUUUUUCUGCAAUAUAUCAGAUAUAUUUUGAACCAAGUCAAAAGUAUUUUUUCAUUGACGGAAAACAAGGCAUUAGUUAUACUAUGUAUAACGUAUUUAUAAGGCUUCUUUGUAAAUAAUUUAACAUAGUUUUGAAAUGCUUUUAUUGGGUACUGAUUUUAUAGAAUAGUAUUGAGAGUUUGGUAAGUUAUUUUGUCCUAUACACCUGGUUGUGAUUAAAUCAGCUUGGAAAACGAACUCUACGUCUGUGUGCCCUUUUUCGUAGUGAUUUGGAUGAAUCAUCAAGCUUGAGAUAAUACUUUUGAAGCUCAGAGAUUUUCUAAGUAAUUAAGCGCUUCCAAAUGUAAAAAAAGUUGUAAACAAUCCAGAAGAUUGAUAGAAGUUUUCAGAAAAGUUCCCAGAGACUUCGCUUCGGGAUACAUCUCAAGCUUGUUAGCUGUAAUACAAUUUUCGGAAUUUCGUGAUAUGUUUUUCAUUUUCCUUUUAAGUUGGUUUUAUUCAUGUGGAAUAGAACCUGAGUUGAGGAAUACUUUUAUCAACUUGAUUGAAUCACCUGGCUUUCUUGACUCAUUUAGUUAUCAAGAUUAUUUGGUUUUAUCAACUAAGCUGAUAAUGUAAAUUGGCCACCGUAAGGAGUGUCCAUAGCUGAUGUUUCAAGAGUAAGCCCGCUGGUCAGAGCUCUUCUUUUCGCUCCAUUGACGCAGCAGCACAAUUCAUUUUCCCUCAAAAACUUACCCUCUUUAGUGAUUUAGUUAUCGUCUACACUUUACCCGCUUCAUUACUCGAUAUCAAAAUUUUUUAACGCUUUCUUGGUCAUUUAAUAUCGGCUAUGUCGAUUUAAUUUCCUCAAAUAGACGCCGAACGAAAUUUCGUCUGCUGUGAAACUUCGAGAAAUUGCAUGCGAAGUUCAACUAUUUUUAUCUUCUUCAAGGAUAUUCCAUAGUAUAACACGCAUGACUGAGACACACGCAACAAAAAGGUCGGCUUUUUCAUGAACUAAGUUUGUCAGGUAAUUCCACAGGUAUCCUAACUCCUUAUCAGCCAUAACCGUUAUAAGACAUUGCCUCUUCGAUGGUGUUUGUGUUUCCGUGCAUUCUAGGGUCGUUUCAAAGCGAUUCCAGCGUGUCUUAUAUUUACUGUUUUCUCGAUACAUUUUGGAAAAACACCUUUCCGCAAGUUGUUGCACAAUUUUAUAUAAUGUUCACAGCCGUAAAGGUGCAUGGAUAGCUAUGUUUCCUCCAAGGAGCACAAGAGUUUUCUCUCUCAUUAUAAAUCGUGCUCUUAUUUUCUUUAUAAAACAACUACAGAUUAAUCCACAGCAGAAUGAUAUAAUAAAUAUCGCAAAACAUGUUUUCAAAAAAUACUCUUGAACAUAAGAUUUGAAAGGAAGUGUAGACAAAGUCCUCUCGAAGGUUAACAAAGGCUCAGGCCGGAUUACUUGGCCGCAUUCGGUCAAGCCAGUCGCUGUCAAUGUGUGUACAAUUCCCUCCUUCUACCACAGUUAUUUGAAUGAGGGUGGGGGCUAUAGGUUGCGUGCAGCAAAGCUCAGCGACAACCCAAAAGCUGCACGUAUUUCAUUCAGAAGGGAUAACUCUGACGAGGCUAUGGGGACUUUAGGCUGGUCUGACUUGGAAACAAUUAGAAAACGAAACAGAUGAGAUUUAAAAUGUUUGAAUAACCUAGUGCUGGAAUACCAUAAGGAGUAUUUGAUCAAAAAUAACCCAUUCCAUUCAAAUAAUGCAAGAACGAAUGACAACAUCAUGUGCGCAGGCCAAAGCUUAGCCUGGGAAAGAGAAAAGUUUAAUAUUUUGAUCGGCCUUUCUAUCAAUCUAUCUAUCUGGCUAUCUAACUAUCUAUCAAUCGAUUUUUCUAUCAAUCUAUCUAUCUAACUAUUUAUCAAUAAAUCUUUCAAUCAAUCUAUAUCGAUCUAUCUAUCUAUCUAUCUAUCUAUCAAUCUUUCUAGCAAUCUUUCGAUCAAUCAAUCAAUCUAUCUAUCUAUCUGUCUAUCAAUCUUUCUAUCAAUCUUUCUAUCAAUCUCUCAAUCAAUCAAUCUAUCUAUCUAGCUAUCUAUUUAUCUAUCUAGCUAUGAUGGUAUGAGGAAUUGCUAUACGGCUCUGUGCAGAAGCCCUGAAGAUAAAGCAAGAGCCUUGUUCUGAUUGAUUGCCUUCGAGAGUAGGACGAGCCGCUCGAAAUUGCCCGCUUUGAUCCCACGAAAACAAAUCUCUUUUGAUCAGAAGCAAUAUUCAGCUAUCCUUACCUCAGGCUUGAUCAAUAAAACAGACUGUGACAUCCAGCGCGCAGCUGCUAAAUUCACGAUUAUGCAUGGUACCCUCCAUUUCCCUACAUCCUUGAAUCUCCCUGAUAUCAACAGCCAUUAAGUAAAAAAUUUAACAAAUCUUAAAGCAUGUUGCUGUUUCGGAAAAAUUAAUUAAAAAAAAAACCCUUUGCCUGUCAGAAAAAAUAAAAAAUUCUUCCGUGUAUUGCUUUGUCGUAAUUUUCCGACCGUCAAAACUUGAAUAUGGAGAACGCGUGUUUAAAUAUAGCAGUUUAUACUGAAAAGCUGUAGGCUAAUGUCAAAACCAACAUAGAAGAUAUAUUCUGCGCACUGGAUUCAAAUUAGAACACAUUUUACAACGAUUGUUCUCGAAUCACUGUGAGAACGCUUUGUUUGAUUUCUCUCUCUCUCUCUCUCUCUGUUUCCUGUGUAUGCUCUAAGUCCGAUAUGACGUAGGAAGUGAAACAUAAGAUAUCAUAACCAAUACAAGAUAUGGAAAAAAAAACAAAAGAAAAAGAAUUUUACUUUAUUUUUUGGUACAUAUAUUAUAUUUGUUUAUUUUUUCGGCGCAUUAACCUACGCGGGGUGUUGGGAGAACACGAGAAUAUUUGUAAAUCACGAACCGGAGGAAAGUGAUUUACGAACUCUUUGAGUGUUCUCCCGACAUCCCAAGUCGUUUUCUUCGCCGGUAAACCGAUGGAAAGUGCGGCCUUCAAUUAAACCCCGAAAAGUUUCAAUUUUUUAUGGGUUUACUGGUGUAACAUAGGUUUUUUACCAAUCAGGCCGUUCGUGGUACCUUAGUUAAAUUUUUAAUCGGGCAUAACACUUAACGCUUUAUUUAUAAUUAGUACGGUAGACAUUUACGUAAAAACCCAGACAUAAAAGUAUGCAAUGCAUACUUCUAAAUUGUGGAGAUUAUCUUAGUGAAAAACUGAGGAUUUCUGAAGCACGACUUCAAGGUUUCUAUAAAAAAAAAUGAGUCGUAUGUUAAGAACUUUAAGUUACACCUCCGCUGAUUAUCUGUCCUUCGGCAUGAAUCGCGUCUUCUAUUUUGGAUAAAAAACCAUUGAAUUGAAAAUUGCGGAAGUUCAUCCCAGGAGGGUUCCCAGCAUACCUAAAAUCACCUACGCAGAUAUCUUUUUCAGACAUUUUCUGCUCAAAGCCUUGCUUUUUCCUCCAUUCGUUUAAUUUUUCCUUUCGUUCUGAUUGUUCAAAAGUGCUUGCAUUAUCUCUUAGGAACAGUAAAGCUCAUUGUUUCAUUAUAAGUUUCUAAAAGCACUUAAGUUUCAACUGCCCGUGAAAUUCAUCUCAGUAAUGUUUCGUGUUUGAAGUAGGCCGACAGAAUUUUCCCACGGAUCUUCGUGGAUGUUAUAGGUGUAAUAAGCGUCUGAGAGCCAGGAAAAAAAGUGGAAGACAAUCUGCAUAAUUUGUCCAGUACUGGCCAAAAUGACAACAUAUCUUACAAAUCUCAUCAUUAACACUUAGAUUAAAAAAAAAAUUAGAAAUACGUGAGCGAUUCUCUUCCCACGAAAACUUUCUAAUAGACUCUCUUGUGAUAUUGGAUUCAAUUUCCAUAUUUUCACGCAAAAAACACUCUCUUACAUACACGUAAUGUUUCACGAACUCUUUCUAGGAAACAGCGACAUUUUCGUUCCAAUUUUAGAUUAUUAUAGCUGAUAAAAAUGGUUUUCCGUCCCCUUAAAAGCCAAAUUAAACAUAGAAGUACAUAUUAUUAUACACGCCUACUUUCUUAGCAAUUAGACUCAAUUACGAUCGAUUAGGCAUUGUCUUUUGUAACAAUUUUAGCUAGGGACAAUUAAAUUCAAGCGCUAGAAGUCUAAGGAACAAUUGUUAAAAUAAUUACACCAUUUUCGACGGAAAAAUGAGAUUAAAGUAGUCGUUUGAACAGCACCGUGGUUUUGAUGCAAAUGUAAAUUUUCUUUUAAACAAGUCUAUAUAUGAAUUACAAAACUCUGGAAAUAAUAGUUAUUGAAACAAACAAAUUUCCCAUUAGAACAAAAGAACGAUUUUGGCUCUUUAAUGAAGGCAUCAUAAAAUUGUGCGCUAGAAAAGUUUUUUAGAUAUGCACAACAAUUUCGUCGCAACGGAAGGGGCUUCUGUGAACGGAAAUGGAAUUUUAGUUGCGGUUUUCGACUUUGGAGAGCAAUGACGACGGUCGUCUACGAGGAAUGUUAUGAUGAAUGAUCAUAGUUGUAUGAGAAGACAGAUUACUGCUUGAACUAUACACUUACCCGGCCCUAUGUGAUCCAUCGAACUUUGAAAUCAAAUAUUGCAAACAUUAACGUGUGCCUUAACAGUGCCAUUGGCCAAUUCAUUGAAUGGGGUGCUCCCGGGAAUGCUCUGACGUCACGGUACUUCAGGGGCUGGGAAGUAAUUGCGCAACGGUAGAGAGAGAUGUGAAAACACGCUGCUUGCAUCCAGUAUCUUCAAAAAGACAAGGCCUUCGCACGAUACGGACCUACAGGAAAGACCAGUUGUCGUAGAAGUGAAAAGACGAAACUUAACGACAACUCAAAAAUGCCUCUCCUAGUACGGGGCUGGCUGUUAGUUCAAGUUCUGACAAUUCUUCACUCAAAUCAGAGGAACACCGUCCACGGAGGAAUAAGUAAGUCUUUUCUAUUUGUUCUAAUGUCUAGAUUUCUUUGAGCGAUCCCUAUUCAGUCGGCCUUUACUUUAAAGAAAGUUAUCCGUCAGUACCAAACUAUUUUUAAACACAGACGCACAAGAUCUAUCGACAAUGAGGUUUGGUUUUCUUAUGCAAAGUGAGACGUGUUCAAAGCUUUCUGAGCAUCGUAUUUAUUGCGAUAUAGUUCAACUACGCACAAAUCAAAAGAAUUUGGACAGAUCCAAACACUUUUAUUUGCUAAUUCCAUUUACUUAAAGCAAACAUAAACUUGUCUCUAGUCCUACUACACCUACACUAAAUAAAUAGGAGAUUAAUUUGAAAUUAGGGACGCAUUUUCCAGACUUAUCCAGCUAGAAAUGUUAGUGUGAAACCAUGCGCCUUUCAAUAUACCUCAUUUUUUUAUGAACAUGCAUGAAUGUCUAAAUCUUCCGUAGGGAUUUGCUGAAGAGAUCGAAUGUUGAUUUUUGGCUCAGUUAUUCAAACUGAGGAAGAAAUUUAACAAGGAGUCUUUCGCCUUUUGUGAAAAAAGAGUUGAUGAAACGCUAGAAAGCUGGAAUUCAAUACAUCUACAUAAUAUCAAUUUCGGAAAGCUACCCGCGUUCAUUUUGGGCAGUUUUUUUAGUGAAGAGGAUAACAACAUCUUCGCAGUUUUUCGCAAGAGUAACUGUAUUUGUUCAGGCAAUUUUGAAAACGUAUUGUUCAAAUGAUUGUCUAUUAACUCAUUAAGGUAAUUUUUCCGCAGGGAAAAAAAGUGAUCGAUUAUUAUUGAUUGUUAUUGAAUGAAAGACCUUUUGUUAAUCCUAUUUGUAUCGUUUCCCGGCCCUCUUCUUUUGUAAAGAAAUGUAUCUUCUUUUAUUGAAGAAAUCUUUCCGCCUCUGCAAACAAAUAGAUCUUCAUUUACAAGAGAAGAAACAAAAUAGGACAAAGAGCACAAAAGCGUUCGAAAUAUCAUAAAAAUUAAGUUCCUUUUCCCGUCGUUAUCAAUGUUAAGCUUCGGGUUGGUCUUGAAAAUAUUGAUCUUUUCCUGAAACCACGCACUAGCAAAGCAAGCAUGCAUCAGCGGACGAUAUUUGCCACAUAUGCCAUAAUUUUGAAUAAUUUUCAGACCGCAAAUUAACAAUUUUAGAACAGAGUCAGCCCCAAAGUUUCGGCGGAUCAAAUAUUUCAUCGUUUGGUACUUUGAAUUUGUUAACGCACAAAGAACAUUUCUAGACAUCAAACCACAUUUGAAAGGAAUUUAUCGAGGGUCUCUAACCAUGAGAACAUAGGGAAGUCUUUGCGGUUUCAAUUGAAGGAUCUUUGUUAAAGAGAACUGGUGGCGCCAUAAAAACGCUGUUUUUGAACUCACAGUUUGACAACAGGAUUGUGGAGAUAUGCAAAGAAAAACUUGUUUUUUCAAAAUUACUUUUUGCCAUGGAGAUCAUUUGUUAUUUAUUGAAAAUAAUGACAAUUUAUUUGUAAUUAGUUAACUAAUGACAGAAUCAAGUCAAUGCUCAGAAGAAAAAAAAAAGGUUUACCAAUAUCAAGUGCUCUUUUGAACGUACAUACGUGAAGAUUGAAAAAUGUUCCGCCCUUAUUGAAGUGAAUAUGCCGUAAAUACUUUGUUGCUUAGAAAGGUCGCCACUUUCUGGGGUUUGCAAACCGCAGUGAAUGACGCAUGCGGCGAAACGUGCCAAGUGAAACGCGCGAGAAGUCUUAAAAGAUAUCGUGUGAUAAAUAUUCGUAUCUGCACGUUAAUGGCUGUUUAUUAAACAUGACGUUGUAUUACUAGGUACGAAUUUGUUUCGAUUGUUUCUCGUCCAUAAUUACUUUAUAUUGGCUUUACAUCUCAUCCAAGAUAAAUCUAUUUCCAGAAAAGCGCUUUCUUGGAGAAAAAACAUCUUUAAAAUGAUUUUAUUCACGAAAGAUUAGUUUUAAAAGUUCACAAUUAUUCUCAUAAGAGAGAACGUAGGGAAUGCUUUGCUUCAGUUCCUCGCUGAACCAAAUCUAGUCACGUGCCGUGUUUCCAUAGGAAUAUCAGCGCUGACAUAAAUGCAUUGCGAAGCACUUGUCUCUCGCUAAAUUUUUGUCGUCUGGGUAAAGUAUUGACACUUUCCGCAUUGAAAACAUGUUGCCAAACUUGAUGAGUUUACCACAUUUUUCAUCUACUGAAGCACCGUAAAUUUUUAGAGCUAUGCUUGACUUGAAAAAUUCUCAAUUGCAGAAAAAAAAUUCUGGCUUUGAUGAACCUUAUAAUUAACGCAAAUAGGGUAAACCUUCCUUGAAGAUCACAGAAACUUUAUUGAACAAUUACUAUGGAAGUGAUAUCAAGUUCGAUUGAAAUAAAGUCUCCAUCCAGAGAUCGAGGGAUAAAAAUAAAACGAAUGAUUCCAGAAAAAGAACGAUAAAAGAUCAUUUCACUGAUAAACUAAUAUUAAUGACAAUUGCAAUACAGUAGAGCAUAACUCUCUUCCUAUAUUGAUUAGCAUUAAUUCAUCUAACAAGCUGUGAAAGACUGAAAAAGCCUUCUAAUCAUUGAACAAAUUCACUAAGAUAGUUUAAAAAGCAAUAAGGAUUUUCCCUCUUAUGAUUUAACUAAUUAGGAUUUAUUUCAAUUUUUUUUUUUUGGCUAUUAGUGUUGUUAUUAGUAUUACCGUUAUAAUAUUGGGUCACUACUGAUAUUGUAUAUUGAUUGUUUUUCAGAUGAUUGUUACUCCCUCAUCACUGCAAACUCAAAGUUUUCAGCUUCUUCGAGUAACGUCCCUGGUGGUCCAGGGUUCGCAAAGAUUAAUGGGAAUGUAACGUGGUGUGCAGCCAUUCCAAACGAUAUGCAAUAUCUGACAGUCGACUUAGGUAUGACACUUCCAUCUCUUAUACCUUAAGUCAAAAGCUCUUCUCCGUGUCUUUAAAAUCUUUCAAGGGAAAGUAGAUUUAAGACUUUUGUUUAAGUGACAGUUAGUUUUUUUAAAUGUUCUACGUACGCUGUAUGGUUCCAAAGGGCCAACGUCAUUGGGCGGUGGAUAUAAAAACUUCAGGAAGAUAGCCAUCUAUGUGAUUCACUUGUCCGCCAACUUAGCGAAACGAUUUCUACGAGACGGUUUUCUUUUUUUGAGCCCUGUGUCAUCUUCAUUAAGAUCUACAAUGAAAAGAAAAUGUAUUGGCACCUCCAUUACGUUUCGGGUCUUUCUGCAAUUUUCAUUUGUCUCCCCCACUUCUCCAUUUCAAUGUUGCCUAGUGUUAAAAAAAAACGGUCACUAAAUUUUUUCACCAUUGUUUAGGGAGAAGGAAGGACUUUCAAAUAAAUAAUUAAAGAUGAAUUGCAAGAUUUUUGUUAAUUAUGUUGAGUGGAGGGUUGUCGCCCACCUUCAGUUUGUCUUUUAACUUCUUUUUAAGUUGCUAAUUUUUUAAUUUUUAUUUUAUUUAUCUUCAUUGCGCUCAUAAAAAGAUGAUUCCUCCAGUGCUAAGUACUAUAUCCAGUACUAAGUACUAUAUAUAAUAUAUAUAUAUAAUAUACAUAUAAUAUAAUAAUAUAUAUAUAUUAGCAUUACUCUUCAACUUCUUCAACUUCUUUAACCAUUAUUUUCUAGGUUUUAGUCUCUUGUUUGAUCGUGUCGUCAUGCAAGGGUUGCCAAACUCGAGAAGAUCCGUAUCACAAUACAAGUUGAGCUACAGUGCCAACAAUCAAGUUUAUACCACUAUUAAUAACCAGGUGAGACCUAAUGAAAGCAAAAACAAAAGUAGAUCAAUCCAAAUUUUUCAAUUGUGAUGAUCUGAUAAGGAAUACAUCGUGAGCUGGAAAUCAAAGAAAAGGUUACUUAUCAGUCAUCACGGUCUUCGUGGAUUACUGAUUGCAAUUAAAACUCAUGGAUACUUAGUUCAUGUUUUGUUUUUCAUUAAUUUCAAUUCAAUUUAGCCUCUCAUUUAUCCUCUAGUUUGAACCAAAGUGGUAAAAUUAUCAGUUUCUCACCGUCGCUGUUGCCAUUAUCGCUAAACUGAGUGAUCGUUAUUCGCUAAGUGUCAUUCGUUAGUUGUUAAUUGCUAAUUGAAAAUCGCCUGUGGGUCCAUCGUGAUGGUUAUUUUUUAUUUCUCAUCUUAUCCCUAAUCGCAAUCGAUUUUUUGGUAAUACUUCCUUGAAAAUAAAGUUGCUCCUUUUCAUUUGUCUUUCAGUAUUUUUUUGGAAGUUUGUACAACGGUAAUUCUCUGAAGGCAACUGAUCUCACCACGCCUCAAACUAGCCGAUACGUGAGGUUUUCUCCAAUAGAACCUAAAGGAGUGAAUGAAAACUAUUUCUGCAUGCGAGUGGAUGUACAAAGCUGUCACGACGGUAAGUUUGAAAUUACCUUCUUCUAUGGUCCUUGUAAAGUGUAAGAGGUGGAGUUGUGGGCAAACCCGCCUUUAUUGUGGCGGGUUCACAUUCGUUAUCCGUCAGUUCACCUAAACUGAAAGCAAACUCAUUAAAGUUGCCAUUCAACUCAGUUUUUUUGAAAGUUGCCCGGGAUCAUAUUGUACAGUUUUAUCUGCUGUGGACCGUAGGGUCAGAUACAUCAUGCCGGCAUACAUUUCGACAUACUGCCAUGAUCACGGCAUAGGGCAUAAUUCAAGCAUAAUGGCAAAUUCCCUUGAUGUUACAGUUCAACAAGAGAUAAAUUCUGUAGCCUGAGCGCAUCCAACAGUAAGCCUCUUUUUCUAGCUCGCGUUUCAGAAAUUUGAGCUGGUAAAAUGUCGUGUUCUGAGCCACGGUAAGCUACGUUGUACCUGUUAGUAAUAGGAAUAUGAGAGGAAGGGGAGGGGGUUGAAAGGCUUAAAAGCUAUUCUUUUAGAGCGAGUAAGAAGUAGGAUAGAACAUGACAGUUAAUUUUUCCAGGAAGAAUUGGUUAUGGUAAGGAUAACUGUUCAGCGUGUUAAAGCGCUCUAUCCAAGAUAGGCCACUUUGAUAUUCAGAUGCCACUCGCUUAAUCUACCUUACUGAGGCUUACUUAUUCAAGUCCUUUUUAUCAGAGAGGUACAUUGGAAUUCAGGGCCUGUCGGGAGCGCUAGAAUGUUUAGUGGUAUGUAGUUGAGGAUCCCAGAAUCAGCAGAAUUAGCUUAAGAAAAAGGAAAGAAAGCCUUUAAACAUAAAAUUAUGAAAAUAUACACAUUUAAUGACAUUUUAGUUUCGCUAUCUUAUUAUCGCUAUGAUAGUAAAAAAAAUUGUUAAGAAGUUGAGGAAAACCGCGUGUAUUAAGUGCUUGUUUCGUGAAAUGGGGUCUGAUGCGUGUCUUUCUCUCGUGCUGAAUUACAAGACCCAAAUCCUAUCGAUGGCGGAUGGACCGAGUGGACGGUUUGGAGUCAAUGCGCCCGUUGUGGUGGUCUCAAGGCUCGCACAAGGACGUGUACCAAUCCUGCACCUGCGUUUGGUGGUCUGGAUUGUGAAGGGGCUGAUACCAUUACUCAGUUCUGUCCUAACUAUUGUCCCGGUGAGUAUUCAUGGCCUGGACUACUGUUUAGAUAAAAACGGAACGAGAGAUUACAUCACGUUACUUCAUUAAUGUUACCUUGAUAACAUAGUAUCAGCAGAUAACAGCAGAAAAAGCGUUGGGUGUGAAUGGGGGAAAAGAAAACAUUUCUAUGCACAACCAUGAGCAUGGGACGAACAAGAAGUUAAGUCACUUCUCGAGGAUUCGAACCCAACUCCCAAUUCUUUGGAGCUCAAGAUUUCUUUCUUAAAUAUGAAACUAACCCACGAUGUUUUCUUCAUAGUUGAUGGUCAGUGGUCCGCAUGGGGUGUGUGGUAUCCCUGCUCUAAAACAUGUGGUCAAGGAACGAAAUUCAGAGCACGUGAUUGCGUUAACCCACCUCCAUCCAAUGGUGGAGCAUUCUGUGUUGGUCAAGGAUAUCAAUCUUACCCCUGCAAUAACGGCCCAUGUCCAGGUAGGCUUGUAUCAUGUAAGAUCAUGGACUAUUUUUCGAUUGAUGCUCUGAAAACCACACCCAAAGUUCUUACACUGGCCAUUCAAAACAAACUUAGAUACGAGGAGGAGCCCAUGAAAACUAUAAAUAAGAAAAAAUAAAUAAAAACAAACAUCUGAUUGAUUGAGAUGGUAGCUUAAGUUUUAGCAAGCUAAUCACAGAGUGAAAUGAAGAAAACUCAAUCAGAUCCUCGAUUACUUUUGACACUCAAUUAAAACUUGCCAACUCCAACCAUUGAUUGUGCAUUCUUAAAGACUCUAAAUUAAAGUUAUCUUGCUUUUUUUUCAGAUCCUACAACAGUCCCACCACCAACAACUCAGCCAGGUAACCUGCUUAAGUUUCUUCACUACACGAUAUUUCCUCAUCGGUUUCAUAUCAUAGUUAAUUAGAACACGCUGUGAUUGAAGGGUUUGACUGCGAUGGUAGCUUAUUGGUUAACGUAUUUACUACUAUAUCUACAGCUACCACCACAGAGGCUACCACUACUACUGCAGCAACGACAACAGAAGCAACUACAACUGCAGCUACGACUACAGAAGCUACCACUACCGAAGCAACUACAACUAAGGCUGCUACCACCACUGCAGCUACCACAACGGAGACUGUCACCACAACUGAGGCUCCCACUACGACUAAGGCUGCCACCACAACUGAGGCUGCUGCUACAACUGAGGUUGCUACUACAACUGAGGCUGCUACCAUAACUGAGGCUACUACCACAACUGAGGCUGCUACCACAACCGAGGCUGCUACCACAACAGAAGCUGCUACCACAACUGAGGCUGCUACCACAACUGAGGCUGCAACCACAACUAAGGCUACUACCACAACGGAGGCUGCUACCACAACUGAGACUGCUACCACAACUGAAGCUACUACCACAACUGAAGCUACUACCACAACUGAAGCUACUACCACAACUGAAGCUACUACCACUGAAGCAACUACCACAGAGGCUCCAACCACCACGGCUGCCCCUACCACAGCUACACCUACAGGUUUGUAAACAUGUGUUGCAGAGGUAUUUAUCCUUGUACCGAAAUAUUGUAUACCAUUUUGAAUCCAUGAACGCGGAGAAGAUUAGUUGACAAAAUUUGAACAAACAUUUCAUCCGUGCACCUUUAGGUUAUUAAUACAACGAUUUAUAAUCUCCAGAGUUUGUUUGUGUAGUUCAUAUUUGUAUAAUCUUGGAAUCCUGUCACCGAUGCGAAUAAUAAAAAUAGGUCAACAGAUUUUCCAUCUAGUAAUAGUUGUUUCCUUUAAUUUUCGGCUACCAUUUCGUUCUCUUUCACGUAGAGUGCUUCGCUCUCUCUUCUUUCCGACAUCACCCUUUUUUCACAUCUUUUUAGUCGUAUCUUUUCCUGAAAUUUUUUUUUGCUUCUCAAACUACAGGAAUACCUGGCCUCUCGGAUAUCGAUAUCACAUUUGCCUUGAGUGCGACAUCAGCCAACUCCAACGCCACUUACACAUUCAUGCAGAACACACUUAAAACAUUCAUCGACAAGUACGGUGCCAACCAAAUCCAAUACAGUAUCAUUGUAUAUGGCGACCGCGUCGAACGUGUGGUGACCUUCAAUAGCUCCUUUCCCCCAACUGACAAUCAACUGAAAUCAGCCAUCGACGCGCAGUCAGCAUUGGCGGGAGGUCCUGUCCUAGAAGAUGCAUUGCAGGAAACUUUCAAAAUCUUCAACGAGUCAAAAGGAAGACCUGCUGCCAAGAAGGCUCUAGUAGUUGUCACAGAUAACAACUCUGGAACAGAUAAGGGAAAGCUCUCAGCUGCUGUAAAAACGGUAGAAGAACAAAACGUUUUAGUUAUUUCUGUGGCUGUUGGAGGCGUCGUGGAUACAAAUGAGUUGGCGAUCAUCUCACCCAAUCCCCUAGAUGUUAUAUCGACAAAUGUGAAUGAAAUUCCGGAGAAAGUGGGUGACCGCGUCAUCGACAGAAUAUUGAGACGUAAGGAACUAUUUUGCCUAUUAUCCACUGAACAUAACUGGUAGUCCAGUCUCCGUAGCUUAUUUUUUUAUGAACGUAAAUCGUUGAAAAUCAUACCACUCAUUGAUGGAAGGCACCAGUAAUAAACUUGGGUUACCUUGAAAAUGCAUUUGAGUGAAAGGGUAGGGGCUUGAAACCAGGACCUUGCGACUAGGGCCAUAUAGUCUCAAAAAUAAUUUGAGAAUUAAAAGUAACGACUGUUUUUUCCUGUUAACCAGGUACUAUCCCAGAUAUAAACGUGGGUUUUGCCAUCCGAGACGAAGAAGUAGAAUCUAUAGGUCUCUUCACGUUGAUGCAAGACACUAUUAAUACAAUUAACCAUCGGUAUGGAACAGAAAGAGUCAAAUACACAGUCAUUUUAUACGGCAACAUCAAUUCUACGAGUGUGGACUUCUCCAACCGGAAUGUCAAUCACAGGGAGCUCAUAUCGAUUGUGACGAGUUUAGAAAGAGUUCCUGGGGCUAUUGAUCUUCAAGCAAAGCUAACAGACGCAGAAGCUUUAUUCCGAUCUUUACCAAGUAUACAAGGGAGCAAGAAAGUGUUCAUUGUACUCACAGAUGUGACUGCGGGUGGAAAUGAAAGUGCAAUUACUUCAGCGGGUGCUUCAUUGGUAAGGGAAGGAAUCCUUGUCUUCUCAGUGAAUCGUAGUGAAGAUGGAACUAACGUGGUGACAGUAACACAAAUUGACUACCUUGAUAUUCCAACCUUCACUACGGAUCGGUCAGUUGUCAUUGCAGAGACCAUCAUAAGGAAAGCAUCGUCAGGUAAAAUAUCAGCUUUUUCUGUUAGGACACGAUUCAUGAUGCCCCUAACACCAGCUAAAAUAUGUCUCAUUCAUCAAACGUUUCUCGGUAGGAAGUCCCUUUUCCUAUACAUGGCAACCUCCACAAGCUUUGCCUCUAAUCCUUAGGCAGGUUAAAUGUUUUCCUGCAAAGUUCGCCACCGUUUUCGCCAGUCGUCUAUUCCAUUCGCCCUUCGAGUUAAUCAUCUCUUAAGCUUGAUGAAAAAAUCAUCUCUUCAUUUCUCAGGCACUAUAUGCAUGGCUGCCUCACGCAUGACUUUUUUUUAGAACAUUGGCGUUUUUUGUAUGAUUUAUUUCUUGGCGUAUAUUUUCUUUAUUUCAGCGAAUAUCCCUCUGAUCGAUCUGACCUUCGCACUCAGCGCGACCUCAGUCUCGUCUGACUUGACUUUCUUCCUGAUGCGAAAUGCAGUCACUGCGAUCAUAGACAAAUACGGUAUUGACAGAAUCCACUACAGCGUGAUCAUCUUCGGCUCUACUGUCAUCAGAAGGGUGACCUUCGACGAUCAAUUUCCGGAAAAGAAUGCAUUAAAUAGGAUUGUGAGCAGAUCUCAAAAAGUUGUCGGCGAGCCAAACCUAUUGGCAGCUCUGGAAGAGGCGAAGCGCCUUUACGAACUACAAUCGGUCAGGUCAAAUGCCAGGAAAGUUCUCGUCGUCAUUCUGGACGCCCCAUCAGCCAGUAAUGCUACGGCAGUGGGGCAAGCUGUCACUGACCUUGAUAACAAAGAUGUUCUCGUCAUCGGGGUUGGAAUGGGAAGUUCGGCGAAUGAAAAUGAUUUGAUUGGAAUUACGAAGGACGAUCGACACCUGAUCGAUGCACCUCUAAACAAGUCACACCGAGAAGUAGCCCAAGAAAUUAUCGAGGCCAUAUUUUAUGGCAUUAAUAGUACGUAUCUAUGCUUCAUUAUUUUCCUCUGUUUUCCACUACUUUUUUUGUCUUUUGUCUUUUACUAUUUGAGCCGGGGUAAAAACGUUAUCUCGAUUGGCAUCUCUGACUUUUUUAAUCACCUUUCAUCAAAAGCUACUAAAAUUUGCAUGCAAGGUUUGUUCUAUGAGAGAAACUCAGUUCACAGUUAAUUCUUUUUCGCUGGUUCACAUUUUGAUUAGCAAGAUAAUCUGGGACUAGUUGCUUCAUGAGCGGAUAGAGCUAUUUAACGAUUGAUGGUUACCACUGUAUACAGAUUCGCUCAGUGAAGGGUGAUUUCCACUCUUCCAAAACCCGUGCUUAUAUCCACUUCCUUUCGAAUAUCUAUCGCUUUGAUGAUCUUGUCAUUUCCUUUGAGAAGUUCUUUCGUUGCUGAGGAUGUAUGAAAAACACCGCAAAGAAAACAGCUGAUGAAUCGGACGAUUCUGCACUGAGAAUACGUGUAUGCAUGUUGAUAAACCUUUCAACAAAGCUGAAAUUUGUAUUUCAGCUGCCGGAUUCAGUCAAUGGGGAGAUUGGAGCACAUGCUCAGAGCCGUGUCGUUCUGGUGGUGUUGCUGGCACUCAACAGCGCAGUCGUAUUUGCGAAAUUCCCAGACGAGGAUGCUUCGGUCCCACGGUGGAAACAAGAGAAUGUAACACUCAAAACUGUCAAGGUUAGGAGACUGUUUUCAAAAUAAGGUUUUCUGUGUGUUGUUUCGAUACAAUUCAUUGUUCGAGAACAUUCAUAGAAUAUGUUAAAAUUUUUUUGCAGUUUGCGGAGAAAUAGGUCCAUUGGAAGAUAGUUCUUAUCAAGCUUCGAGUUCUGUACAGUUACCACGAUUCGCUAAACUAAACACGACUGAUCCUGGUGUUAACAGGCGAGGCUGGUGCCCAUCUCCAGAUGAUAAUGACCCGUAUCUCCAGAUUGAUUUAGGUAAAAAAAAAAUUAAAAAAUGAAAUGAUGAAUCUGUCUUAAAAUUUUUAAUUUAACAGUGAUGUAGUUUUAAAUGAUACAAAUAAACUGCACCGAUUUGAAGCAGAAGUCAACUAAAUCUGCCCAUGGUCUGCGCCGUAGGUCGUCCUAAAAGCAGGUGAAUCUGAGAUCUCAGGAUUUCAUGUUAGAAUUCAUUUUACAUUCUCUUUUUUUAUGUUUACACCUUACCUUUACGGUUAAAACAGAAAAACGAUAUUCCAGACGGAUAAAUCUAACUGUUUCCAACAGCAGGCAUUUGAAUGGUUGUUCCUAUCUUCCUCUGAGUCGCCAUGGUUUCUUCCCAUAAUAGUAUAAGCCAUUUUUUGGCAUUUGAAAGCUCUUUCUUAAUUUAUCUGUCCCUUUUUGUGAUCAAUCAUUUAUCAGCUCAUCUUUCUCUUACAGUUGAUAGUGUCGAUAUCAGUGGUCUUGCCACAAAGGGGCAAGAUUUUUCUGGACUUGAACGCUGGGUAACAAGUUACUAUAUCUCAUACAGUGAGGAUGGAUUCAAAUACAUUGAGUAUGUAGAAGGAGGCCAGAGGAAGGUAAGCUGAAUGCAGAUAUGAAUGCAGAUAUGAUUUAUUUUGACACUGAGUUGUAAAGGGAGAAGCAUAUUACACUGAUCAUAGACAUCUAGGUGGUUUAUUUAACGACGAAAGGACCAGAACUACCUUUAAUAAUUCAUUGUUUACUUGAACUCUCACAGGAUAGCAUUUUGGAGCAUUAUGAUUAACGAAAGAAUAUACUUUUCUGGGUUGUCAGUCAGUGGAGAGGAGCACGAUAAAUUGCGGACGACGUUCAGCGGAUUUUAGGACAACCAGCAAUUUUCCUCUCCAACCCUCUAACUCUCUCUUUUCGCUCUUCGCUUAUUCACUUGCCUUUUCUAACCAAAAACCUAUAACGGGUCGGAAAGAAACUUACUCCAAAAUGAUCACAUAACUGAAUUUUUUCCCACACACUGAAGUUGUCACAAAAAGCUUUUCAGGAUCGUAAAAGCAAGUACUUUAAAUCAAAAGUUUUCCCUGACGGCGAAAUGAUUAUCUUUUAGGGUUUCCUUAUCCUGUUUGAUUUCUAUGUGAACAAAGAAACAGAACGCAACAAAAAUCGAGAACACAACGCUAUUUCUAGAAGGCAGAAAUCUAAGGGUCCGUUUCUUCUAUAUCAUUUACCUUUUCAGAAUUUCACUGGCAACACAGAUCCAACGAAUAUUGUCAUUAACGAGAUCAAUAUAACGACAGCAGCCAAAAAAAUCCGAUUCCAUCCUUUGACGUUCGUUGAGCAGGCGUGCAUGCGAGCCUCAGUGUUUGGGUGCCCUCCGCCAGGUAAAUACAGUUGGAAUACGGUGAAAAUCAUUCCUUUGAAAGAACAUGAGACACACGAUGCCCUGGGUACCUGUGGACUGCGGAUCGUUAGAUCUGUUUACGAGCCGUAGCUGGCUUAUUUUGUUGUGUUUUUGAACAAGACAAUAUACUCAACGAAUACCCCUACCCUUUCCACCCAAGAAUAUAAAUGAUGUGUAACGGCUACCCGUCGGGUGACCAGAAAAAAUAUGGGGCGGGGGGCAAAACAUUGCAAUCCGGGGGAAGUAGCAACACUAUGCUCCUUUUUUAUUCCACCUAUGAAAACAAUUACCAUUGCGGUCACGUAAUAUGACUCGUAGACUUUGAAGAAAGACUAAACUAAACCGUGUAGAUCAUGCUAAGCAAGCCACAAAUAAUGCACCUCUACACUGGAAUCCUUAAACGAUAAACUUGAUGGAAUUCUCCUUUUCUUGUAGAGGUCGGAAGUAUCAGUAGCCCAAUAGCACAAACUGGAAUCUGUAAGUAACUGGUUUUUGUUUCCACUUUUGGAGUUAUUGGUCUGAAAUUCAUUUUGAAAAAUUAUUUUUUCUACUUUUUCCGCUGUAGUUACAACUCCAAAAAGAUAUAGAUGCUGGAGUUAAAAGCCAUAGAAUGAAAGUAGAGAUUACUUAAUUAAAUUCCUUGUAUUAUCUUACAGUGAUCGCGCUAUGGAUCUUGGCCGGAAUUCUGUCAUUCCUCCUACUCAUGGCCUGUUGUUAUUAUUGUUGUUGGCAUGUCUGCUGCGGAAGGUAAAAGUGAAUUGAUUAUAAAACAUGACUUCUCUUUGCUAUAUCAAUACGUAAUCAAGCAAAGCAGGUUUCGAGAAUAGACACAUCAGUUAGCUGGAGAGUUUUUUCUUGCUAUGGUUCCAUUUAAAACGAAACGUAGAACAGUUAAAAACCAAAAUAUGGAUCAGAUACUGUGAGUUUAAGGGGAGUUGACCACCUUUUACAACGCUGUCAGAAAAUUGAAUCUGUAAGAUGACAAAACUUAAAAAGCCAAGUGUUUUUUCAGCCACGAAAAUAUAAGUUUGAAUUUAAAAGAAUUCAAACCUUUUUGAAUGAUGCAAAGCUUGAAGAGCUAUUGGAGCUUUUUUCGGCUGAAUGUGAACGAGUAACCGGUAUCAAAUUGUUUGGAUCAAUAUCAGUAUCUGGACAACUGCCCACCUAUCCCUCCCCUAACCCAACAACAGUCUAUUGAUAACAAGUUAGGGUUAAUGUUGGGUUAGGGGAGGGAUAGGUGGGCAGUUGCCCAGAUACUGAUAUUGAUCCAACUGUUUUCAUUCAAACAGCUUUAGAGAUCGGUCCAGAAAAUUCAUGCUAUCACAACCAAUCAAAUACAAAAUUAAAACCGAAUUGGCUUCUUGCGUUUUCCCGCCUAUAGUUUUUCCUUCAAGUUCUGAUUUGCUCUGAUUGUAUUCGGAAAGCGCCCGAAGCAUUAACGCUUUAUCUUACUUGCUUUGCAGAGGUAAAAAGAGGCGGGGUUUGACGGCCUUUAGACACACAUGGAUGGACGACCCAGAUGGAUAUCUUAUCGAAAGUUUAGAGAAGAGAUGGAGGCUUCCGUCAGCGGAUAUAAUGACUGCAGCUAAAUCUGUUCCUCAGGAUGAAAUUCAAGAGGUCAUUGUGGAUAUGCAGGACGAGAAUUUUAAGCCAUCAGGUAAAUUGGCUCAUUUCUGAAAUUUCUUACCACUGAGUGGCACAAAUCACUCACAAAAGAAUUAGAAUAAUCUGACCUUAAAUUUAUCAUUCGCGAGCUUAUAAUGAAAUUUAGUCUUGCUAAACUGUAAUUUGUCAUGCAUCGUUUGCCAGGAAAGGUAAAUUUUAUACUCUAUGUCUGUUUGCUGGGCGUUUUCGUUUGCAAUUCUGUUUCCCUCAAACGUAUACGCACCUGACGGAUCUCUUUAGUUUAACAUCAACGGUGCAAAGAUGGAAUAUAUUUCAAUUCAGUCUUACUUUUGUCAUUUUGUCGCUGACACUAAGAUUGCUUAAAAGAAGCAUUCACCAGCGUUCGAUUUUAUCCAAGUUAUUGACUGGACAGGGAAUUAUUACAUUUAUCUAUGUGGUCCAACGCUGCACACUCUUUCUUCUUGCCUUAAUUCUUCUAUUUCAAUUUUUACGUUAUUUAUUUUGAUUCCUCUCUCUUGGACUUUUAGGAGUAAUACAGUUCGGUAUUGAGGCUGAAGCAAGCAAAGAAGCUCCCGUCACUGCCGACACCGUACACUCGGAGACACCAACGUACUCAGAAGAUGCCGUCGAUGAUGUGAAAAAUGGCGCCAGUAUGAUAAGUCUAAGUUCGGAUACUGCACGGUACGCUUCCAUUAACAGAAGAAAGCGAAUCAAAAGUGACCCAUCUGCAGUUGGGCCGAAUCUUGGGGCAGCUUCUUUGGAACGAAACAGCACAAAAGGGCAGAGACGAGGCUCUGGUGUCACAAAUGAAGGAUUUACCAGGUUAGUUAAUGCAUAUUAGGGUCAAACAACUGAGUAGUUUGUUCUUGGCUUCAAGGCAAGGGAAUCGAAAGUAAACCGUAAUUGCAUUGGUUUUGGUUUAAGCUGUGUGACUGUACAAGAAAACGUACGAGUUAUGAUUGGCUUCUUAUUACAUUUUCCUUUGAUCUUAUAAAGCAUUAUAAUAACUAAACUCUUUAUUUAGAUCCAAGGAGUGGUUACUUGACGAUUCGCCCCAGGCCCGCCCUUUGACACCAGAAAUGAGACGUGCCGUAAGUGCAGACGAACUCGCUGUGGUUGACUAUGACAUGUUCGCUCCACCAAGUGGUCAGCCUGCUUUCAGAGGGGAGCUGGGUCGGGAUGGUUACAUGAGAAUGAAGCAAACUAACCCGGAUCAUACAUAUGAAGCACUUCCAAUCGGAAACGCUGACGUUACCACGGGAGCCGAACAAGUGAGGGAGGCAGUUGUUAUGGAAAACGAAGACCCGUUAUACGCUGAAAUACGUUUCAAUGAUGAGGUUGGUGAGACCUAGUUUAAAUUUUAUUUCAAGUCUAAAAAAACACCAUAGAGCUUGCACCUUAAAAACUAGAGUAAGCGUCAGUUUAUAGAAGGAUGUAACUUCUACCCCUUCUCUACCUUAGUGUCCUUGAUUCAACUUUGGCCUUUGAACUUUAUCUUUCUAAUAACCGAAAUACUACGAGCGCCCUGAUUGGUCAAAAAAUUGCACCGGUAAACGCUCAGAAAAAAAGUCUCUUAUGAAAAAGAGCUUUUCUCGCGUCCUCCCAACAUCGCAAGUGGGUUACUACGCUGGUAAACCAAUAUAACGUGCUGUCUAUUGCUUAAAUAUUCUAACAGCCUUUGACUCAUUUCGGGGGGGCUGAAUCUUAUUUUCAAUUACUUUUUUUCAACGGUAUCUCGAUUAGAAGCUUAAUUCUAAAUUCCUCAUUGUUAAGGAUAACUGAAAGCCUGAAGUCAUUAUUGUUUCCUUUUCUAUGGGUACAGGGAGAAAUGGUGGAGAUCAAGUGA